Molecule: messenger RNA, 3176 nt
Organism: Symbiodinium necroappetens
Lineage: Eukaryota; Dinophyceae; Suessiales; Symbiodiniaceae
Source: the annotation of a GenBank genome assembly
AUGGACUUCCAGCUGCUGCAGACCAAGGUCCAGCACGAGAUGAUCCAUAUGGAGGCGCAUGCUGCCUCCGCCAUUCCGAAAAAGGUCGUGUCGGGAGAGGGAGGCGUUUGCUGGUCAGAGGAGGAUUGCUGCUCUGAGGAUGCGGAUGAGGCAUACUGCCCAUUGUUCUGCAAAGCCGGCACCGAGAUUGACACGCACAAUGCGAAAGGAUGGGAGGUGAAAGGCCAGUGCAUGAAGAAGUGGCCUGGCUACUGCCGGGAGGAUGAGCAGUGCAAGACCAUCAGCCAUGCCAAGGGGGAAAGUGGAGAACCCACCUAUAUUGGGAACUCCAUCUGCUUCCGUUCCGCCGGAUCGCUGGACGGCACCUGCAGGAAUGACACCCUCUGUGAAACGAUGUCGUGUGGCCGCGGGACCUGUCGCUGGGGAAAGUGCACCUGCGAUUUCGGUGUUGGUGGAGACCUCUGCGACAAAUCGACUGAGGCGUUCGCUUUCCUCUUCUACGGGAACAGCUCUGAGAACCUGAUCUCAGUGCGAGUUCUUGUGAAGUCGAUGAGAGCAGCUGGGGCAAACCAGGACAUCCUGGCGAUCGUGCCCAAGAACAUGGUCGACAAGACUCCAAAGCAGCAUCUGGAGAUCCUGGUGCGGGAUGGGGUCAAGAUUUAUUACACGGACCCCAUCCCCAUGCCUGCGGUGAUGGAUUCGGACCCCGUAAUUCACCAGCGGUGGAGCGGCGUCAUGAACAAGUUCGCAGUUUGGCGAAUGACGGAGUACUCUCAGGUGGCGUUGAUGGACACAGACAUGGUGUUCGAUGUCGACGCAGAAAGUCCCGGGAAAAUUUUCUCGGAAUGCAGCGCUCCGAUCUGCGCAGUGCGCGAUGGCGACUCGCGGUUCAUGAAUGCAGGUGUCAUGGUGGUCACUCCUUCGUCUCAACGCUUGGCUCACAUCCUGCAGGUUCUGGCAGACGAGCAGCAUCACUUCGCCAUGCCGGAGCAGUCUUUCCUGACCCAGUACUGCAAGAACAAAAAGUUCAAGAUGAAGCUGCAGUUCUUGGACAAGAAGUGGAACUCUUGUGUGGGCGGCGGCAUGCUGCACAACAUUGGCUGGGAAUCUACAGGUUACAACGUGCUGCACUCCUGUUCGUGGACUGGCAAGCCUCCGAACAUGAAAAUGUGCUUCCCAGGGAAGUGCAGCAGCAACGAGGAGUGGCACACAGUCCUCGUUUGGCAGUUCUACCACAUGCAGGUGGACAGCUGCAUCCGCCAUGAAGAUGCCAAUGCUUGCAACGGGCAUCGAAACCAGUGCCAAUGGUGCGGCAAGUAUUGCGGCACCAACGAGAUCGCAUGUAACAAGAAGCUCUUCAAUCAGACCUACAUCAAGGACAAAGACGAGCCAGACAUCCAGGAAGCCUCCCGUCUCGGAGCGCUUACCCGCAGCGUGUGGGACAUGCCAGACAACACCUCCCAGCAGGAGUGGAACAACCUCCCGACUGGCUCUUGGGCUUGGCCGCAGGUGGCAAUGUAUCAGAUCCUUAUCGAUCGGUUUGCUACGACGAAGCCGAAGCACUGCGAGAAGUUGAACGAGUAUUGCGGUGGCAGCAUCCCGGGCAUCAUGGACAAAGUGAGCUAUCUUGAGGAGCUGGGUGUCGACGGCAUCGUCCUUUCCCCGAUCGUAGACCAGAUGCCGCAUGGAUACCAUGGCUACUGGACGAAAGAUCUCACGAAGGUGAAUCCUGCUUACGGAACCGAGGAAGAUGUGCGAGAGAUGGUCAUCCUGCUUCAUGAGCGGAAGAUGAAGGUCAUCGUCGAUGUGAACAUGAACCACGCUGGGUCCCAGAAGAUCAAUGCCAGCAAUCCGCGAGAUGUGUCCUUGCUGAAACCCUUCGACAAGCCUGAGCACUAUCACUCGGACAACUGCAGCCUCAUCCACGACUCCGACUACGAGCGUGGCUCCUAUUUCUUGGAGCACUGCAAGCUCUAUGGGCUGCCGGAUUUCAAUCACGAGAACCCCGUCGUGUGGCAGGGCUUGAUGCAGUGGGUGCGAGAUCAUGUGGACAAGUACGGGUUCGACGGUAUUCGCGUGGAUGCUGCAAGACACAUCAACAGGAAUUUCUUGAACCACAUCCCGGAGACUGGUCCACCCAUUCCCGCGUACUACGAGGUGGUGAACACGGACAUGGCUUACGUUUCUGCCUAUGCUACUGGGGACUACGGUGCCGUUUACAACUAUCCUCUGUACUUCGUGCUGAAGGACAUCUUUGUUCCUGGACCAAAGCAGAAGCCAAUGUCUGCUCUGGGCGAUUGGAUUGUCAAGCAGUCGCCCAAGGCCCAGGGCCGACUGAUGCUGAACUUCCUGGACAACAAUGACCUGCCUCGCUUUUUGUACCGGAUCGGCGAGGGUGGCGGCGUGGCCGAGGCAACCAUGGUGGCGCUGUACCACAACGCUUUGCUGGCUAUGAUGGGAAUGGAGGGCUUGCCAGCGAUUCUCUUCGGCUCGGAGCAGAAUGCUCGUGGUCGUCUCAACUAUUCAGAUCCGCUGAAGGUGGACAACUGGAGGCAGCCCUUGUGGCAUCACGGCUACAACACGUCAACGUCGACCUACCAGCUCAUCAAGAAGGUGCUGUGGGUCCGGCAGCGCACGAAUGGACUGCAUGCCUUCAAGUCCAUUCCCGUGUACAUGGACCACCAGGUCUUGGUGUGGGCUCGGGGUCCGGCCAUUUUUGCCGUGAGCAACGCAGGACAGCCGAGCAAGAUCCCCUCGCAACGUGUCCUUUGGGACAAUGCCACGGCUGGGCUGGGCCCCUAUGGAACACCAUCCCUUGUGUGCAACAUCCUGGAUGAGUAUCCUCUCAAGGACUGCGGUGUGCUGGUUCCCGGCAACAUCUCUAGGCUGCAUCUCACAUCUGAUCCAAAGCUCUAUGUACCAAAAGAGUACAUCACUGAGUAUCUCUCAUUCUUAAAGAUUCGCAAGAAAGAAGGUGACAGAGUUUCUGAAGAAACAAAGCAUGAUCCAGCAGUGCUGCCUUUUACGAUGUGGAAGGCGAUGCCGGAGCCUCCCAAGAUUCAGAUCCAGGCUCAGAAGCGACUGCCGCGCUCAUGGAGACCUGGAACAGUGACUUUGAAUGGAAACCCGUCCUGGGUAUGGCACACAUUUCCCCAGCUGCCGUCUGGAGCUCGGUU